Messenger RNA from Parasteatoda tepidariorum (common house spider), 3595 nucleotides. RefSeq lists its product as uncharacterized. Lineage: Eukaryota; Metazoa; Arthropoda; Arachnida; Araneae; Theridiidae. The record is from RefSeq and is a predicted model, not a curated record.
GUUCUGUAUCGAAUACUCUCAAUAUAGCUUUUUUCAAAAAGCAGCUAACUACCAUCAACUACUACAAAUAAAGUACGAAAUAAAGUAAUGUUUACAAUAGUUUCGUUAUUUAUAUCAGCGCGUUAUUUCCGGCUACUGAAUAAUACAAUCAAUCACUCUCAGCCCGGCAUGAGUUAUUUACGUAUCAUUCAACAGACUAAAAAUACCAAUUAGAAUUGCGAGGGAAUGGAUAAUGAAAAUCUGUUUUGUCAAUAAACAAUCGGAAGAACAUGCUUGAACCGGAUAUCUAACAUAAAGAAUAAAAAACAUUUGCAUGCAGUUAGAAAUAGAUCAAGUUUUUUCCACAAGAACGAUUCAAACAUAAAAGUUGUUCGUAUAAGCAAUAAAAUCAAGUAAAAAAAAUAAUAAGACACCAGUAUUUAAAAAACUAAAACUAUCAUUUCCGUUAAUAUAUCACUCGACCGACUUCUUCUUGAGUUGAAAUAAAAAAAAGAACAAAAAAAAAAUCAAUCGUAAACCUUUCGUGCGUAUCGCUUUUGGCGUGAUCGAACAAACACGCGAACAAGAUAAAUAAAUUCGGAAUUAUUGUUUCAUCAGCCAUUAAGAUAAUUCAAUCCAAAUAGCUUUGAUCCAAAAAAGAAUACUAUACCCAAAUUUAAUUACACUUUCUUUGUUACGUCUCACUGGAGAAUCAGAAAAAUUAUUCUUUUUAGAACCUGAAGAUCAGCUGCCACAGAUGACAUUUCUGUCUUUUUAUUUAUUUAUUUAUUUUUUCCUUCCGCAAAAAGGGCGAAAAAGACAAUAGCUGCACAAGACCUGUUAAAGAGCCGAAGAAAGGUCAGGAUUCUAAAUUUCAUUGCAGCUCCCAGAUGCAAGCAUCUCCUUUCGAUGCCCGAGGCUUCCUCAUAAGGCAUUAGUGGUUUUGGUAGACAGAACUGCCAGUUGUGCUCGAGCCUCUCAUCCAGCAUGGAGCUCUCUUUAUCCGCAGAAGGUCAAGGCCAAGUUUAAUCGUGUAUCGAAGCGGAAAUGUGGUAAAUUUGUAGGAAUAACCAAAUAUGUUUGUCCACUUGACUGCGACAUUUUUACUGCUUUUGAGCUGUGGAACAUUUUGUUUUGCUGAUGUUAGAAAUUCGACUUUGCUCCACAAUGAAAACAAUUUCAACCAAAGACAGUUAUUAAACGACACUACAACUGAGACUCGUGUGGCAUCGGACGAAUUUUCGUACGAUGACGAAGAAAUAAGAGAUGCUAACAAACAUUCCAAAAGUCUUCUAGAAAGCAAGAAGCUUUUUAGAACUUUCUUAACAAACGAGCAGCGCUUGAGAAAGAAUCUACAAGAAACUGCCAGACAAUUUGUGCCAUAUUUACAGAAAGAAGUCGAUGAAAAACUUUCUGUGCACGAUGUGCUACCCGUGAAGAUGGUAAAAUUCAUAAAAAGCAUGGUCGAAGAUGCACCUUGGGAAGCAAUGUUUAUGAAAAUGGUUCGCAUGGUGGUGGAUCAGUUCGUGGAUAAAAUAAUUGAAAAGAUGUUUGCUGGCAAAGACGAAGAGGAUAAGUGGAGAUCAGCUGAUGGUUCAUUCGAAUUCAACCCGUCUGAGCUUCCAAUCCUCACGUCCGUCGAGCGCAUGCGCAGAUCCGCCGAUUUUUCAAAAGUAUCCAAAGAUGGUAACGGCUUGCCAUCCAUGAAUCAGUUGAAGAAAGAGGCGGGAGAACUUGAAAAUGAUAAUUGGUUAGAUCUUUUCUUGGAAUACGUGUUUCCUGGGGGAGAGGAAAAAGUGGACGAGAGAGCAAAUCAUAAGUUGGCAUUGAAAAGCCGACAUAAAAGAGACGGGGAACAUUUCGAAGAAAAAGAAAACGGCAUUGACCUUUCUUCUCUGCUGGACAAGGAUCUCUUCGACGGGAUGCAGAACUUUGUGCUCACUGUAAAAGUACGCCAAGCAUUAAAAGAUUUUAUUAAGUACCGCAUCCUCAAACGCGUCUUGCGACCACUGCGAGAAAUAAAUGACCCAAACUAUUUAUUGAGCAGCCACAGGAAUAAGCCAAGUUUUCUUCGCGGCCAAAAAUAUCAAGCCAACUUCAUACGGCGUAAGAGAUCAAUCAACGGUAACCAAAAACCUUCUACGAAAGAUCAUUCUGAGAGAUUGUGGCAUCACGGUGUAAGAUCUUCGCAUUUCAAAAGAGAUGAUUGCAGUCUGCGUAGAGCUUGCAAUGCUGGAAGGCUGCUGUCUAGGUUGCCAUCUGUAGAAGACAUCACACUUCAAUUGAAAAGUCAUCAUCAUGAACCCCACUGGGAUGCUCUACUGUGGGGGCUGAAGAAGAAAAAAUGUUCUAGAAUAUUUUGCAAGCGCCAAAGAUCACCGAAAGGAUCCAAAAAUGAUUGGAAUCUCUCAGGCAAAAGACAGAAUCGAAAAAUUCAUCUUACUUCUCUUCCGACAGAUGAUGAUGCCAUCAUCCCAUUCUGAACUUAAUGUUACAUUAACUAUACUUUGCGUUACGUUUAAGUUAACAGCAACCUUAUUUUCCACUCUUUAGCGAUACUGCGCAUGCUCAGAAAUAGUGUUUUGCAUCUCACCAAUAGCGUAGGAACGUUAAUUUUAACUUACCCAUGUAGCACAGACUCAUCCAGUGGACAUCAUUGCAAACAUCAACGAAGGUCCAUGUGGUCACCCGGUGGACGUCCACUAGAAAUCCAUAUUUGAUCCAGUAGAUGUCCUAAAGCCGUCCUUCAGAUAUUCACCGUAGCUUUUAAGUGGAUUGCAUAUGGAUGACUUGAUCCAUAGCUUAUCUAAGCAUGGACAUGGUCUCAUGGACAGAUUUUAUUCCUGAUCUAUUGGAGGACGUGUAACGAACAUUCACUUUGUAUUACGAACGAUACAAAAAGAACUAAAAUAUUUUAUCAACGAUUGAAAAUUUGACCAAGAUGUGAACAUACAGUAGGAAUUGAAGAAAGAAAACAAAAAUGUUCUUUUUUAAGAGGUUUGCAGUAGUCUAAAUUCCAUGUUAUCUUUUAACUGUAACCACCUAGUAAUUAUUUGGUGGUUACCUUUUUAUCUUAGCCAUUUUGGAAACCAAAAGACGGACGCGCCAGAAAAGGUGAUGUACUCAAGGAGAAAACUUUCAAAGUUCUUUUUAUUUUUAUAAAAAAAAAUCAAAAAGAAGAAUAUUAAAGAUCGUUGAACAAUGAUAUAGAAACAUUGUACAUAAAAAUAUGUAGGCAUGAAGUAAAGGAUAGAUUUUUGUGAUGUAUGGCUGAUUAAAGUCAAGCAAUUUUAUAAAACAACGCGAUAUAUCCUAUAAUUUUAUGUGUUUUUCAUUCGAAAUGUUUUAGCUGUAGCCACAAUGUGUAUUUAGCUAAAUAUGUUGUUGUGUUUAUUUACUGGAAAAAAAUGUGUAGAAUUGUUAUAACUUACCAUUCUAUUGAAAUAGGAUGCAAUUAUAAAUUGUAUCAACACAUUUAUAACAACCGUGGUUGUAAACUGGUAUCUAUACACUUUUUUUAAGCAACUCUUAUCAUCCCACUCAUUAUAUACAAAUCUUAAUUUAUUAAAUCAUUUAUCUUGCUACGAUUACUUGUAAAUAAAUUUUGAAAAAUAUA